This is a messenger RNA of Sungouiella intermedia, 237 nucleotides long. The record is from the annotation of a GenBank genome assembly. Lineage: Eukaryota; Fungi; Ascomycota; Pichiomycetes; Serinales; Metschnikowiaceae.
AUGUCAAAUAAGCUAGCUAUGGAUAAUCCCCACGAGCAAGUACAGGUUGCUCUUCUCUCGCGGAUCAUUAAUAAUAUGAAAACACUCAACGACUCUGUACACGACAUGAAUUUGUGUUUGAAUGAGAUCAGCAACAAGAACAAGGAUACGGAGGUGUUAUCGCAGAUGUGGGCAAACUAUGCACAGAGCGCAGAUUAUAAUUUGGAUGCCACGGGUCAGAAGAGAGAGCCACUUUGA